AUGUUGUCACGCGACGAUAUCUCAGAUAUCACUUGGAAAUGGCGCUGCAAGCUGUCCAACAUCGGAGUAAAGACGGAGAAGACUCUCGCCGACUACUCCUCGGAUGACACCUCGCUGAAGGGCAAGGUGAGAGAUGCUGUUCUCGCAGAUGAGAAGGCCAACCCAUCGAAGGAUCCCGGAUUUGGGUCCACCCCGUCCGUCAAGACCUUCUUCGAGGGCCGUGACAGCAAUGAUAACUGCAUCGACUGGGUCGACUACCCGCCCAAGCAGAUGUCCAAGUCUGCCGCCAGGGCUCAGGACAGGGUCGCCAUCAAGGUGUACAAGGUCAAGGACAAGGAGAAACCUGUCAUGUCGGGCAGGUUUGCGCUCAAGUAUCACAUGAUCGAGGUCCAGAAUCCACUCCUUGUCGCUGCGCUGGAUGAGAUCCUCAAGAAGGAGGAUGUCCAUCUCGAUGUCAACGAGACGGCUUCAUUCGAGGAACCAUUCCGGCCGCUCUUCUUCUGUUACGAUGAGAUCGUGGCCAAGUACAAGUCCCUGGAUGAGGACAACCCGCUGCGUCAAUACAUUCUGCUCCUGACCAAGGUCCUCGACGAGAUCUUCAGUGAGACCCGCGCCAAGUUAUACCAUCUCAGGGCUUCCGGCUUGGUGUCUUUCAAACUUGCAUGGACAUACUUCCCCAAAGGCUCUGUAGUUCUCUCAUGGGGCAACAAUUGUGAGCUUCUGUGCAAGGUUGUCGACACCAUCUACAAGAAGAUAAACCCAAUCGAGACGGUCAUGGUCGUUCGCGGGAAAGUGAUGCGCUUCAACGGCGAAGCGUUCCAGUGGGAGGACUACGAGCUAGAGCUGCCGGCGUUCAGUGGCAACAAGCCCGUGACGGACCUGCCUCACUAUCCCCUCGAGUUUCACCAAGAGGCGGAUCAAGUAAGGGCUAGACUAGCUGAGCGAGGGCGCAAGGUCUUGGAUCAUCAGGGUCUGAGCUACUGCACAUACACCGGUAUUGGCAUCUACCAGGAGGGAAAGAAGCUAGAGAAGCACAAUGUUGAUGGCCGCAUUCUGAUUGAUGUUGUGGGCUACAACAAGCACCACCUUGCACAAGGAACACGGGAAGGCAAAGACCCAGAGACCAUGAAGAAGACAGUCAGAGGCACUGGCCGCAAGCAAGGCGCUCUCACCGCAGUUGCCAGCAACGCCGUGUCCGGCAAGCGCCUGGGUGAAGAGGAGCAACAGAAGAACAGAGAUGCUCUGCUUGCCAAAGUGGACGACCUCAUGUUCAUGUCGCCGUUGCUUGAGGGGUACGCACUCAAGAACAAGCUCUGGGUGUCUUUCUAUGUAGAAGAUAUUCGGCCGAUGGUUUGGAACGACAGAGCCUACGAUCACUUGGUAUAUGAUGAGCAGCAGAAGGAUCUAGUGCUGUCCUUUGUAGAAAGCUAUGGUCACGCGAAGCCGCAAAUGGAGGACGUGAUCGUUGGCAAAGGUCAGGGCCUCAUCAUCCUUCUCAGCGGCCCGCCCGGCACAGGCAAGACCUUGACGGCUGAGGCUGUGGCGGACCGAACACACCGCCCACUCUUCUAUCUCCAGGCUGAAGAUCUGGGAAUCAACGCGGCGACGCUGGGAGCUAACAUCAAGAAAGUCUUUGAGAUGGCUACAGAAUGGGACGCGGUCAUUCUCCUCGACGAGGCAGACGUCUUCAUGGCUGAACGACACCCCCACGACAUCGCACGCAACGAGCUGGUCUCGAUCUUCUUGAGAGAGCUAGAGUACUACCGGGGCAUCAUCUUCCUCACGACAAAUCUGUACAGCACGAUAGACUCGGCCUUCCGCAGCAGAGUCAGUCUCCACCUGCUUUUCAAGCCGCUCACAGCCGAGGCGAGGGGCGUGGUGUGGCGCAAGUUCUUGGACCGGUUGCCUGCCAGCGAGCCGAAGCCGAAGGCUUUGACAAACGGCACUGAUAGUGAGGGAGAGGCCGCGGAGAAGGCCGAGAAGAAGAACGAAGAGCUCACGGACGAAGAUCUGAAGGAGCUUUCGGCAUGGCAACUCAACGGGCGAGAGAUCAAGAACGCUGUGAAGAUGGUCAAGUCGUGGUGUGACCACAAGGGCUAUGAGAUGACGCUAUCACGGCUAGAGAACGGUAUCAAGGUGACGAGUCCGCACGCAUCCAAGUAUUCUCAUGAGAAUGACGAUGCUAUAUAUGAGUCGUAG
Messenger RNA from Phaeoacremonium minimum UCRPA7, 2199 nucleotides. Its product is annotated as putative aaa family protein. NCBI's taxonomy places the organism in Eukaryota, Fungi, Ascomycota, Sordariomycetes, Togniniales, Togniniaceae. The transcript has 4 exons. The record is from RefSeq and is a predicted model, not a curated record. Gene Ontology annotation, molecular function: ATP binding; ATP hydrolysis activity. Bases 1 to 2199 code for a protein of 732 amino acids.